Molecule: messenger RNA, 2045 nt
Organism: Micromonas pusilla CCMP1545
Lineage: Eukaryota; Viridiplantae; Chlorophyta; Mamiellophyceae; Mamiellales; Mamiellaceae
Product: peptidase
Exons: 1
Coding region: 1-1947 (648 amino acids)
Biological process (GO): protein ubiquitination; Ras protein signal transduction
Cellular component (GO): cytoplasm
Molecular function (GO): zinc ion binding; ubiquitin protein ligase activity
Source: RefSeq, a predicted model, not a curated record
AUGGCGGCGCUCUUCACGCUUCGCGUGACGCUCCCCGACGGCGUCGAGCGCGCGGCGUCGACGCUCGCGCCGCGCGACGACGAGAUCCCCGGCGAGAAGAAGACGGACGACGACGACGAGACGACGAUGGCGUUCACCGCGGGGAAUCCGCGCGCGGAGCGCAUCUCCGGUCGCAUGCGCCUCUUCCGCGACACCUCAUCCGCCUCAUCCUCCUCCUCCUCCUCCUCCGCGUCCUCCUCCGCGCUGCCGGAGGGAAGGAACGAGAUGGCGUGCGUCCUCGCCGUCCCCGCGACGCUGUCGAUAUCGGACUUUUGUCAAUUCAUCGCCGCGCUCGUGAACGAGGUGGUCGAGAUGCGCGUGGUCGUCGCCGCGGACGCGCGUCAAGACGGAACGUCGACCGACGCCCGCGAGGAAGGAGAGGAGGCGAACGCGCAGACGAAGGCGUCGAGGGAGUCGUCGUCGAGCGCGCCGUCCGCGGCGGCGGCGGCGGCGGCGUCGUACGCGGUCGUCCUGCGCUUCGCGAGCCAAGACGCCGCGGACGCCUUCUACGUCAACUACGACAACCGAAAGUUUUCGUCGCUCGUCGACGGCACGUGCCGCGUGCUCUUCGUGAAGACGAUCGAAUUGGUGCAGACGAACGCCAAGGCGCGCGCACCGAGCGACUCGACGGAGCUGCCGUCGUGCCCGGUCUGCCUCGACAGGCUCGACCAGGACGUCAGCGGCGUCGUCACCACGGUGUGCUCUCACGCGUUCCACGCGACGUGUCUGUCGCACUGGCGAGACGCGUCGUGUCCGGUGUGUCGCUACACCGCGAACCCCGCGGAGGCGCCGACGUGUCAGCACCCGGGUUGCGGGAGCACGGAGAAUCUCUGGGCGUGCCUCGUGUGCGGGUACGUCGGGUGCGGGAGGUACGGGAACGCGCACGCGGUGGAUCACUGGAAGAAGACGGAGCACUGUUACUCGUUGGAGCUCGGCACGCAACGCGUGUGGGAUUACGUCAGGGACGGGUUCGUGCAUCGGUUGAUACAGAGCAAGACCGGGCUCGUGGAGUUAUCGCCGGGCGGGCGCGGCGGGGGGAGAGCGCGAGGAGCGCGAGGGUCGGUCGUCGCGGGCGGCGGCGCGGGGGUCGCACCGGGGGGAGAGGGAGAGAUCGUGCCCGGGAGUCCCGCGCGGCGCCGGGGGGAUUUUUCGCGCGACGACGACGACGACGGCGACGAUUUCGACGCGUCGGCGUCGGCGUCGUGCCGCCCGCAUCGCCCGCGCCCGUCGUCCCUCCUCGACGACGGCCUCGACGAAUACGACGCGGACUACCCCCUCGACGAAGGCUUAGAGGAAGCGCUCGUGUCGUCCAAGCUCGACGCGAUUCACUCGGAGUACAACCAACUCCUGACGUCGCAGUUGGACGGCCAACGGCGGUACUUCGAAGACAUCAUCGCCGCGGAGAAGGCGGAGAAGGACGGUCUCCACGACGCCGCGGCGAAGGCGACGGCGCAGGCGAGUAUCAUCGCCGGCGCGGUGAAGGACGCGCGCGACGCGCGAGAGAAGACCAAGGAGCUGAACCAAAAGAUCGACGCGCACCUGGGGACGAUCUCGGCGUUGAGAAAAGAAUGCGGCGUCCUGCAAUCGCUCAACGAGACGCUGCUCGCGAACCACGGCGAGCUCAAGACGCGGCUGACCGACGCGGAGGACGCGGCGAAGGCGCGCGAGCGCGUCGACGCGGAGAAGAUUCGCGACCUCGAGGAGCAAGUGCGCGACCUGAUGGUGUUCUUGGACGCGCGAGGGAAGAUCUCGGCGAACGAGAUCACGGCGACGGGCGGCGCGGGCGCGGGGGGCGACACGAUCGAGGGCGGGUCCGUGCUGGGCGUCGGCGACGCGCCGCCGCCGCCGAGCCGCGACGCCGCGCACGCGCGGCUGCAGAGUAAGCUCGCGAGUCGACGGAAGCGAUGAACGCACGCGAGCGCGGUGGGAUGGAUUAGUACAGGUACAGUAGGUUGAUGUGGUGAUACAAACGGCGGCGCCCGACCGGGCGGGCGGAAAACUAAACU